Scophthalmus maximus (turbot) is the source of this 6544-nucleotide messenger RNA. RefSeq names its product ATP-binding cassette, sub-family C (CFTR/MRP), member 1 (gene abcc1). Gene Ontology annotation, biological process: xenobiotic transport; glutathione transmembrane transport. The record is from RefSeq and is a predicted model, not a curated record. The transcript has 31 exons. Gene Ontology annotation, molecular function: ATP hydrolysis activity; ATP binding; ABC-type xenobiotic transporter activity. Bases 16 to 4713 code for a protein of 1565 amino acids. Gene Ontology annotation, cellular component: basolateral plasma membrane. NCBI's taxonomy places the organism in Eukaryota, Metazoa, Chordata, Actinopteri, Pleuronectiformes, Scophthalmidae.
CAGAAGGUGGCGGCAAUGCGCUGGUCGCCAACCGCCAUUAAAAACGAAGAAGAAGAAGAAGCAAAAGAGGAAGAACAACAACAACAACUUCCGCUCAUCGGCUCUCCCACCACAGCCGCGUUACCAAACCUUCGUCCAGCACCGAGGACACCACAGCGGUUAACGUCAGCUCCCAUUGCGUCGCGGCGAAUGGGGCUGGACAAGUUCUGCAGUCUGGACAGUUCCGAUCCGUUCUGGGAUUGGAACCAUACCUGGUACACUGAAAACCCAGACCUCACCCAGUGUUUCCAGAACACUGUUCUCGUGUGGCUGCCAUGCCUCUACCUCUGGAUAUGUUCCCCCAUCUACCUCAUCUACCUCCGCAGCCAUGACUGUGGCUACAUAUGCAUGAGCCACCUCAACAAAGCUAAAACUGCUGUUGGUUUUCUCCUGUGGAUCAUCUGCUGGUCAGAUGUUUUCUAUUAUUUUUGGGAACGAAGUCAUGGCAGCAGUGUCUCUGCACCUGUCCACAUUGUCAGUCCAACCUUACUGGGACUCACCAUGUUGCUGGCCACACUAUUCAUCCAGUAUGAACGGAUGAAAGGGGCUCAGUCAUCUGGAGUGUUGCUGAUCUACUGGUUGCUGGCACUGCUCUGUGCCACAAUCACCUUCAGGUCCAAAAUCCUGUUGGCCUUGGACCAGCAAUUGACAGUGUGCGUGUGGCGGUACACCACCUUUUAUAUCUACUAUUCUCUGCUACUGGUUGCUCUGUUCCUGUCCUGCCUGACUGACCAGCCACCCCUCUUCUCCAAGACUGUUAAAGACCCGAACCCAUGCCCUGAGCCUGGAGCUUCUUUCCUCUCCAGAAUAACCUUCUGGUGGAUCACCAGGAUGAUCGUGACGGGCUACAAGCGCCCUCUAGAGGAGAAGGACCUGUGGACACUGAACCCUGGCGACCGCUCGCAGAGAGUGGUUCCCCAGCUGGUGCGUCGCUGGAACACAGAGUGCCAUAAGGUCAAAAGGAUAAAACAGGAAACGUCCUACUUCCCCGGGCAGGUCCCGCGCAGUGAGGGCAAAGAGGGUAAAGAGGGCAGAGCUAUGGAAGAGUCUGAAAUCUUGAUUGUAAAAAACACCCAGAAAACAAGAGAGCCCUCCCUGUUUUGGGCACUGUGCCUGACCUUUGGGCCCUAUUUCCUCAUCUCCUGCCUUUAUAAGCUCAUCCAGGACAUGCUCAUGUUCGUUGGGCCCGAGAUCCUCCGGCUGCUGAUCCGCUUCAUUAACAACUCCGGCGCCCCCUCCUGGCAUGGCUACUUCUACACUGCUCUUCUCUUCAUAUGCACCUGUGUGCAGUCGCUCCUCCUCCAUAAGUACUUUCAUGUCUGCUUUGUUUCGGGCAUGCGACUGCGCACCGCCAUAAUUGGAGCUGUCUACAGGAAGGCUUUGGUGAUAAGCAGCGCAGCACGCCGCACCUCCACAGUGGGGGAGAUCGUCAACCUCAUGUCAGUGGAUGCUCAGCGCUUCAUGGAACUCGUCACCUACAUCAACAUGAUUUGGUCUGCCCCCCUGCAGGUUGUACUGGCCCUCUACUUCCUCUGGCAGAACCUGGGCCCCUCGGUUCUGGCUGGAGUGGCUGUGAUGGUUCUGAUGGUUCCUGUAAAUGCUGUAAUUGCCAUGAAAACAAAAACUUACCAGGUGGCUCAGAUGAAGAAUAAGGACAGUCGCAUUAAGCUGAUGAAUGAGAUGCUGAAUGGCAUUAAGGUGCUUAAGCUGUACGCCUGGGAACUGGCCUUCAAGGACAAGGUGUCUCAAAUUCGUGAGAUUGAGUUGCAGGUCCUGAAGAAGGCUGCCUAUCUGGGGGCCAUCUCCACCUUCACCUGGGUCUGUGCACCUUUCCUGGUCGCCCUGUCCACUUUCACCGUGUACGUGCUGAUCGAUGAACGCAACAUACUCGAUGCCCAGAAGGCCUUUGUGUCGCUGGCACUUUUCAAUAUCCUGCGUUUUCCACUCAACAUGCUGCCAAUGGUCAUCAGUAGUAUGGUGCAGGCCAGUGUGUCCAUGAAGCGUCUCAGAGUGUUUCUAUCGCACGAGGAGCUUCAGGAAGAUGGUGUGGAGCACAAAGCAGUUGCAGGCUCCCGACACAGUAUCUCCAUAACGGAUGGGGUUUUCAGCUGGUGCAAAACUGAAUCAACAACACUCAAGAGGCUGAAUGUUUGUAUCCCAGAAGGCUCCCUGGUGGCUGUGGUGGGACACGUGGGUUCAGGAAAGUCCUCGUUGCUGUCAGCGCUGCUCGGAGAGAUGGACAAACUAGAAGGAACUGUGGCCAUCAAGGGUUUGGUGGCCUACGUUCCGCAACAGGCUUGGAUCCAGAAUGCCACUCUGAGAGACAACAUUGUGUUUGGUCAGGAGUGGAGAGAGGCCUGGUAUCAGGGUGUGGUGGAGGCAUGUGCCCUUCAGCCUGACCUUGAGAUGCUUCCUGCUGGAGACGAGACCGAGAUUGGAGAGAAGGGAGUGAAUCUGUCCGGAGGCCAGAAGCAGAGGGUGAGUCUUGCCCGGGCAGUUUACUGUGACCGGGCUGUGUACCUGCUGGACGACCCGCUGUCUGCCGUUGAUGCUCACGUGGGAAAGCACAUCUUUGAUCAAGUCAUUGGCCAACAGGGACUACUAAAGGACAAGACUCGUGUGCUGGUGACCCAUGGACUGAGCUACCUGCCCCAGGUUGACCUGAUCCUGGUGAUGGUGGAGGGAGAGGUCACAGAAAUGGGCUCCUAUCAGCAGCUCAUGGCCACAGAGGGAGCCUUCUCUGAGUUUGUGCGAACAUAUGCUGCUGUCGACCAUACUCACAACAAUGAAUCUCCUGAAUUGGAGAAUGGCUGUGCGACUGCUCUUGUUGGCAGUCCAGAUGUCACCAGCGUAUCCAAGCAAUCCCAGGGGGACAAGGAGGUGAGCAAGAAGGCUAAGAACCCUGAGGUGGGCAAGCUGACGGAAGCUGACAAGGCCAGCACAGGACGGGUCAACCUGUCUGUGUUCUGGGCCUAUCUGAAAGCAAUCGGUGUGCUUCUGUCCUGUAUCAGUCUAUUGCUGUUCUUUGCCCAUCACUCGGCCUCCCUCUUCUCCAACUACUGGCUGAGCCUUUGGACCGACGACCCUGUGGUGAAUGGCACUCAGCCCUACCGACAGAUGAGACUGGGGGUGUAUGGUGCUCUUGGCCUGUCACAGGGUGUGGCAGUCUUUGGCUACUCCCUCUCCGUGUCCAUCGGGGGCAUCCUGGCAUCCCGCUGCCUCCACCAGUCCAUGCUGUAUGAUGUCCUGCGCUCACCGAUGUCCUUCUUUGAGAGGACCCCCAGCGGCAACCUUGUCAACCGCUUUGCCAAGGAGAUGGACACCAUUGACUCAGUGAUCCCCAGCAUUAUUAAGAUGUUCAUGGGCUCUAUGUUCAGUGUUUUGGCUGCUUGUGUUGUCAUUCUUAUCGCCACACCGCUGGUAGCCAUCAUCAUUCCUGUUUUUGGUCUGCUCUACUUUUUUGUGCAGAGGAUUUAUGUGGCAACGUCUCGUCAACUGAAGCGUCUGGAGUCAGUCAGCCGUUCACCAAUCUACACCCACUUCAAUGAAACACUGCUGGGCACCUCUGUUAUCCGAGCCUUUGGUGAACAGGAGCGAUUCAUCUGUGAGAGUGACCAGCGGGUGGACCACAACCAGAAGGCUUACUACCCCAGCAUAGUAGCAAACAGGUGGCUGGCAAUCCGCCUGGAGUUUGUAGGAAACUGCAUUGUGUCGUCUGCUGCCUUGUUUGCCGUCAUAGCUCGGGAGAGCAUCAGUCCAGGCAUCAUCGGUCUGUCCAUAUCCUACGCCCUCCAGCUGACGGCCUCUCUGACCUGGCUGGUGAGGAUGUCCUCUGAUGUGGAGACCAACAUAGUGGCUGUGGAGAAAGUGAAAGAGUACACUGACACAGAGAAAGAGGCAGAGUGGAAACACGAGCCCUCUAGCCUUUCCCCAGGAUGGCCCACUGUCGGCUGUAUAGACAUCAGAGGCUUCGGCCUGCGCUACCGCCAUGACCUGGACCUGGCCAUUCGCAACAUCACCAUCUGCAUUAACGGAGGAGAGAAGGUGGGUAUUGUUGGGCGCACUGGAGCGGGGAAGUCGUCCCUAACACUGGGGAUUUUCCGAAUCAUUGAGGGAGCGGAGGGCCACAUCUUCAUUGAUGGUGUGAACAUCGCUGAGCUGGGCCUCCACGAGCUCCGGUCCAGAAUCACCAUCAUCCCACAGGACCCAGUGCUGUUUUCAGGCUCUCUGAGGAUGAACCUGGAUCCUUUUGACAGCUACUCCGACGAGGAAGUGUGGCAGGCGCUGGAGUUCUCCCAUCUCAAGACCUUUGUGUCCAGCCUCCCUGGCCAACUCAGUCAUGAGUGUAGUGAAGGGGGAGAGAACCUCAGUGUCGGUCAGCGGCAGCUGAUGUGCCUGGCCAGAGCUCUGCUGAGGAAGACCAAGAUCCUGGUUCUAGAUGAGGCCACAGCAGCGGUAGACAUGGAGACAGACAACCUGAUUCAGUCCACCAUCCGCUCUCAGUUUGAGGACUGCACCGUCCUGACAAUAGCUCAUCGCCUUAACACAAUCAUGGACUACAACAGGGUCCUUGUGCUGGACAAGGGAGAGAUGGCAGAGUUUGACUGCCCCUCUAAACUCCUCGCUCAGAGGGGGGCCUUUUACAAGAUGGCCAUGGACGCUGGGCUGGUCUGAAGCAGGAGGUGCCACACUCUGUCCACCUGCUCUGCUGAGACCCUCUCAGCUCUUCUGACCCCUGGAGUGGAGGUCCUGAGUUACGGAGUGAGAGGGAGAAUAAGUCGGAGGUUGUUUGACUAUUUGAGCGAAGGAACUCGUGAACACAAUAGGUCUGGUUGACCUCCUCCACCCUACACUUCGUCCACAUUGAACUACAGAUUCGUCCUUAUACCCAUAUCAUGUCUUGUACCCAGAUUUCCUCCCGUCCUCUUCCUGGUCUUUCACUGUUGCGUGUGCCACGGAAGUUCUAACAAGUGAUGCAGAACUUGACUUUUAUUUUGAGAAAGCAAUGUAACGGCGUUGGAGCAGUCUGUCUGUGCAAUCCAGGCAAUGGUUACCAGCACUGAGGUCAGUAGAGGACAAAUACAGUUGUCCUGUAGUUAUGAAACUAUUAGUGCCAUAUAUGUCCCUCAGAUAUACCAGGAUGAGAGUGUUUUUUGAAGUGCGUGUGUGAGGCAACCGCUCCUACAGAUGUGAAAUACAGCGGACUUCUGUCUGUCCCUAUUGUCCCCACGACAUAUAAGUUACAGCUGCUGUGUGUUACUGUUAGUGUGUAUGAAAUCAACAUACAAGAUACAAUGAAUGAUUUUGUGCAACUGGCACUAAAGCCAAAUAGACUGCUUUGAAUUAGCAAGCAGUCUGGAACUGGGACAAGCCAUUGUUUUGACCUUGUAGCUCUCAGGAAUGAUUCUUCUGAGAGACCAGCGUUUGUCGUCUUCCAAUUCAGUUUUACUUUCAGAGCAUCAUCAUCAUCAGGAGGAGGGGGAGGUUUGGGAACCAUCCCCUACACUGAUGAACGCACAGACCCAGUGAUGGUCUGUAACACUGAACAGCGCCGCAAUCGCAAGAAAACCGCAAAUGCGCAAACUAGGAAUGUAGAGUUCACAUGGUUGUUUCUUUAAAAACAGCACUGAUUGUUAAUUUUUGGGGAAUUUGUGUUCUUUUAGCAGCAACUUUGAAUUGUUAUGUUCAUACAAGCUGCUGGUUUGGUCAGAGGUUUUAUUGAUGUAGUUCAACGUGUUCUGAUUAUACAAAACAACACCUUGUUGUUCCAUUAUGUCUGCAGCUUCUACCAAGUGGUUUUUGAGUUUUACAAUGAAACAUUCAGAUUGUCUGUCACCUUGGACGGAUGCAGGAGAACAGUUUCAUUUUCGAUUUUAUUUCAGCUGCACAAAGUGGAUAUUGUAAUCUUUCCUGUUUUUGAAAUGUAGGCAAUACAUAUUCCUUGUUAACAGCCAUGCUUUACACAAACAAAUGGCUGCAUCCCGACCAAUAAAGAAAUUCAGUUCAAAGUCUCAGUAAGCGAUUUUUAGAGAAAGCUCGUCUCUCUAUUUGUUGUUGUUGUGAUUUUAUCAUUUUUUGUUUUCCAUUUACAGAGCCAGGGCUGACACUACAACCCUGAUUUUUUUUUUCGGCGCCCACAGAACCAACAGGUAGCGGACUUUGAGAAAAUAUUCGCUGAUUUUCACAAAACGUGUGUUGCUUUAGAAUCACUCACUGCCCUUUUAAGCUCCAACAGCAGUUUUCAAAUGAAUUGUUGAGUUGCUUUGUUAUCUUUAUUGAAUAAAGAUCUGUUCAGUUGAAGCUCCUGAAAUAACAUGCAGGAAGUUGGUAGUGUGCACUUGCAUGCAUAUCAGAAACUCAGAUUUAUUUGCCUUCAUAGAUGCAGCAGUUUGUAGCUACCGCCUGCAUUCAUUGGCAAACAUAUAUUUGCUGAAAAGCUUUGGUUGUGUCUCGGCACAGGAUGUAAAGCAUCUAGAGAUUGAAUAAAGCAUAUUUGUCUUGCGUA